AUGCAAGCCGGCGUUCUGGCUGAGAGUUUGACACAGUGGCGUCGUGGAAAUCUUCAUGUGUUAUUCGAGUACCGCUUCGGGUCGAGCUUUAUGGCGCAUCAUCUGAUUUCAAAAUCGCAGGAAAGUUUUGCCAUCUCGUCUCGAAUGAAUUGGUCAAUUGCAUCUUCUUGGCUUGCUCAAAAGGUCAUCCUGCCAAAGCAAGAACAGGUUCAAGCUCCUCGGUCUUACCCGGUGAACGGCACGGCCCUGAAGAACCGCCACUCCGACCCCACAGUUCCCAGGGGCGCAGCAUCAAGUUACUAG
This is a messenger RNA of Penicillium cosmopolitanum, 303 nucleotides long. RefSeq lists its product as uncharacterized. The coding region runs from base 1 to 303 and encodes 100 amino acids. NCBI's taxonomy places the organism in Eukaryota, Fungi, Ascomycota, Eurotiomycetes, Eurotiales, Aspergillaceae. The record is from RefSeq and is a predicted model, not a curated record. The transcript has a single exon.